AUGGUGCGAUUAUCGCCAUCAGGAAGUCCGGGGCGAUGGCUCGCAGCGGCCGUCACGGCAAGCUGUUUGCUCCAGAUCGCGCAUGCAGAGACGCCUUACAAGAUAGGCACGCCAGACGAGAUUCGCGAGUCGGCACGGGGCCUGGCAUACGAUUUGAUGCUUCAGUACAAAGGCAACCAGACCGGUGAAAUCCCGGGCAUUCUACCAGGGCCGCCGACAGAACACAAGGGCGACUACUACUGGUGGGAAGGAGGAGCCAUGAUGGGCACGUACGUCGACUACUGGUUCUUGACGGGCGACACAAGCUACAAUCACGUCAUCUCGGAGGGAAUGCUGCACCAGGUCGGGCCGAACGCCGACUACAUGCCGCCGAACCACACCGCGUCGCUGGGCAACGACGACCAGGGAUUCUGGGGCAUGUCGGCCAUGCUCGCGGCCGAGAACAAGUUCCCGAACCCGCCAGAAGACAAGCCGCAGUGGCUCGCGCUCGCGCAGGCCGUCUUCCACACGCAGGCGGCGCCCGACCGGCAUGACGAGACGUGCAACGGCGGGCUGCGGUGGCAGGUGCCGCCGACGAACGCGGGCUACAACUACAAGAACACGAUCGCCAACGCGUGCUUCUUCAACCUCGGCGCGCGGCUGGCGCGCUACACGCGCAACGACACGUAUGCCAAGUGGGCCGACAAGACGUUCCAGUGGCUGUGGGACGUGCAGUACAUCGACCACAAGGACUGGAAGGUGUACGACGGCGGGCACGUCGAGCACAAUUGCACCGACAUCAACAAGGCUCAGUUCAGCUACAACGCGGCGCUGCUGCUGCACGGCUCGGCCUUCAUGUACAACUACACCAACGGCAGCCAGGUGUGGAAGGACCGCGUCGACAACCUGCUGGACGGCAUCCUGCGCGACUUCUUCCCGGAUGGCAUCGCCUUCGAGCUGCCGUGCGAGGGCCGCCAGGGCGCCUGCACCGCCGACAUGCUGAGCUUCAAGGGCUACGUGCACCGCUGGCUGUCGGUCGUGACCAAGGUGGCCCCCUACACGCGCGACACCAUCCUGCCCGUGCUGCGCACGUCGACCGAGGCCGCCGUCCGCCAGUGCACCGGCGGCGAGACGGGUCGCCGCUGCGGCUUCUACUGGUCCGGCGGCGUCUACGUCGACCCGGCCGUCGACAAGACCAGCGGCGCCGGCGAGGCCAUGAAUGUGUUGGCCGCCGUGUCGAGCCUGCUCAUCGACAACGCCCCCGCCCCGGCCACCAACGAGACCGGCAUCAGCAAGGGCGACCCAAACGCCGGAAGCCGCAGUAGGGGCGUGUCGGAGCCGCUGGAGCCCAUCACGACGGGUGAUCGCGCCGGCGCUGCUAUAUUGACCAUGUUGAUCCUGGGGGGUGCGGUUGGGACCUGGAGUUGGAUGAGUUUUGGGGAUUGA
Messenger RNA from Chaetomium strumarium, 1425 nucleotides. RefSeq names its product glycoside hydrolase family 76 protein. Gene Ontology annotation, biological process: fungal-type cell wall biogenesis; carbohydrate catabolic process. The record is from RefSeq and is a predicted model, not a curated record. NCBI's taxonomy places the organism in Eukaryota, Fungi, Ascomycota, Sordariomycetes, Sordariales, Chaetomiaceae. The transcript has 2 exons. Gene Ontology annotation, molecular function: mannan endo-1,6-alpha-mannosidase activity. The coding region runs from base 1 to 1425 and encodes 474 amino acids.